GUUGUGCGGUGGCCAUCAUGACAAGUCAAUUCGUCCGCUCCUCCAAAUAUCGCCAUGUGUACAUCGAACCAGCAAAGAUCGAGAAGUGCUACACGAACCUGCGUCUAGCCACUGCUACAGGGGAACAGAACUACAUCAAAGCGAACACCAAGUUCUUUGCCGUGGCGAUCCAAGCAGGGGGCGGCGCAUUCGCGGUUGUCCCGUAUGACAAGGUGGGCAAAUUCGACUCGGACUACCCCCUUGUCGGUGGGCAUCGCGGUGCCAUCAUGGACUUUGACUUCAACCCGUUCCAUGAACACUUGAUCGCGUCUGCGUCCGACGACACGACUAUCAAAAUCUGGGGCAUUCCCGAAGGUGGAUUGACCGAGACCAUGACUGAACCCCUCGUGGACUUGACCGGCCACGGUCGCAAGGUCACGCUGCUGGGCUUCCACCCGACGGCGUCCAACGUGUUGGCGUCGACUUCGGCCGAUUACACGGUCCGCUUGUGGGAUAUCGAGAAGGGCAGUGAAAUCGCCAACAUGGAGUACAACUCAGAAAACUUGCUGCAAGACUUGGCAUGGAACUACACCGGGUCCACGCUCAUUACGUCGAGCAAGGACAAGCUCGUGCGCAUGUACGACGCGCGAUCGGGCGGGUUGUCCGGGUCAGUCCAAGCGCACGAAGGCAGCAAGAGUGUCAAGCUGGCUUUCCUCGGGGAAAAGAACUUGUUUGUCACGCUCGGGUUCUCCCGCCAGUCCCAGCGCCGCAUGAAGGUGUGGGACCCGCGAAAGCUCGACAAGGAGCUGCACAAGGUCGACAUUGACCAAGCCGCGGGCGUGAUCAUGCCGUUCUACGACGCGGACACGAACUUGCUCUACUUGUGCGGCAAGGGCGACGGCAACAUCCGGUACUACGAAAUGAACGAUGCCGAGCCGUUUGCGUACCCCCUGACGGAAUACCGCUCGACGACCGCGGCCCGCGGCAUGGCGUUCGUCCCCAAGCGCGCGUGUGACAUCAUGUCGUGCGAGACGGCUCGCCUCCUCAAGCUCACGACCAACGCCGUGGAGCCGUUGCAUGUGUAUGUGCCGCGCAAGUCGGACGCGUUCCAAGACGACAUCUUCCCGGACACGUUCUCUGGGGUGCCGUCGCACACGGCGGAUGAAUGGCUGGCCGGGUCGGAGAAGACGCCGAGCUUGUCGUCGUUGAACCCGCGCAACUUUGGCGAAAUCACGUCGCGCGGCAAGGCCGGCACCGCCGCCCCCGUGUCGGCGCGUCCGACGCGAGUGGUUCGAACGGCGUCGGGGACUCCUCCCCCGGCCCCCGUCGCGGCUGGUUCUGGCGACCUGCAGCAUCAGCUGAGCUCCGCCAACGCCCACAUCCAACAACUCGAAGCCAAGGUCGCGGAAUUGGAAUCCAAGUUGGCGGCCGCAGGCAUCGCUCAUUAAGUCAAGAUAAGAAAAGAUCACUAGGAAGAGAUCAUAGAGUCGUUUAUGGUGGUUGAACUCCCUGUGGAGUGUAUAACGUUGGUCGAUCCAGCUCUGUAGCCGUCGUCGGACAUUGUUGGCUUCUGCCUACUGCAGUGCAAAGUCCACUUCAAGUGCAAACACCCGUUCACGGUUG
Messenger RNA from Aphanomyces astaci, 1602 nucleotides. RefSeq lists its product as hypothetical. Bases 18 to 1427 code for a protein of 469 amino acids. Gene Ontology annotation, biological process: actin filament organization. The transcript has a single exon. The record is from RefSeq and is a predicted model, not a curated record. NCBI's taxonomy places the organism in Eukaryota, Oomycota, Saprolegniomycetes, Saprolegniales, Verrucalvaceae. Gene Ontology annotation, molecular function: actin filament binding.